AUGGGAUCUAAUUAUACCAAUCCUCUUGAGGGACUAAAUGUAUCUAGACUUCCCUUGUUCAAUGGAGACAAUUUUUCUUAUUGGAAAAUUAGAUUCUGGAACUUCACAUGUGCACAUAAUCUUGAAGUUUGGCAUGUUAUUGAAAAUGGACCUUAUUCCUUUGCUAAGAUUGUAGAUGGUGAAAGUGUGUCUAAGAAAACCUCUGAAUUAACUUCGACUGAAAAGGAGAAAAUUCAGUUUAAUUUUAAGGCUGUCACCUUUCUACAAUAUGCCUUUAUCGAUUCUGAAUUUAAUAAGAAAGCCAUGUGUGAAACGGCUAAAGAGAUUUGGGAUACACUUAUGGUUUCAUAUGAGGGAACCUCACAAGUAAAGGAAUCCAAGAUUGAUAAACUUGUGCAUGAAUAUGAAUUAUUUAAAAUGUUAGAAAAUGAGAGUAUUUCAAGCAUGUUUUUACGUUUUACUAACAUUACCAACAAGUUGAAGGGACUGGGUAAAACAUACACCAAGUCCGAGAAUGUAAGAAAAAUUCUCAGGUCACUUCCCCCCAAGUGGAGACCGAAAGUAACAGCCAUUAAGGAAGCAAAGGACCUCGAUAAUGUUAGCCUGGACGAACUGCUUGGAUCUCUUCUUACUCCCGAAGUUGAAUUGAAUGAUGAUGAAAGAUGGUCGAAAGUGAAAGAACCAAAGAAGAAGUCUAUAGCUCUCAAGACCACAAAUGUUUCUAAUGAAGAGAGCAAUGAAGAAGAGGAUGUCACUUUCUCAGAAAUAGAAAUGUCCCUUACCACAAAGAAAUUCCAAAAACUCUUCAAGAAGAAAGGUGGAAAAUACUUCAAUAAGGGACAACUAAGCAAAGAAGAAGUGGUGGACGAUUCUGAUGAAGAAGUAACAAAUCUAGCUCUUAUGGCAACAGAAGAAGACAUUGAGGUAUGCUUGAAGAGCAAAGGACAAGUAGAAUGGUAUAUCGACAGUGGAUGCUCCAAGCAUAUGACGGCAAAUACGAAGUUAUUCACAAAGUUGAGAAAGUAUGAUGGAGGAUGGGUGACUUUUGGAGAUAAUGGCAAAGGAAAGAUAAUUGGCACUAGAAACAUCAAUAUCGGAGUUAUGGAUACAAAUAUUGAAAGGAACUAG
Telopea speciosissima is the source of this 1128-nucleotide messenger RNA. RefSeq lists its product as uncharacterized. NCBI's taxonomy places the organism in Eukaryota, Viridiplantae, Streptophyta, Magnoliopsida, Proteales, Proteaceae. The record is from RefSeq and is a predicted model, not a curated record. The transcript is spliced from 4 exons. The coding region runs from base 1 to 1128 and encodes 375 amino acids.